Molecule: messenger RNA, 5804 nt
Organism: Manis javanica (Malayan pangolin)
Lineage: Eukaryota; Metazoa; Chordata; Mammalia; Pholidota; Manidae
Gene: KLB
Product: klotho beta
Biological process (GO): carbohydrate metabolic process
Molecular function (GO): hydrolase activity, hydrolyzing O-glycosyl compounds
Source: RefSeq, a predicted model, not a curated record
GGCUGUGCGGCAGGAUCUCCAGGGAAUGAAUGGAUUUUCUUCAGCACCGAUGAAAGAAACACACGCUAUAGGAAAACAAUGUCCAACGGGGGACUGCAAAGAUCUGUCAUCCUGUCAGCAUUUUUUCUCCUACGAGCCGUUACUGGAUUCUCUGGAGAUGGAAGAACUAUAUGGUCUAAAAAUCCUCAUUUUAGUCCGGUAAAUGAAAGUCAGCUGUUUCUCUAUGACACUUUUCCUAAAAACUUUUUCUGGGGCGUUGGGACUGGAGCAUUUCAAGUGGAAGGGAAUUGGAAGACAGAUGGAAAAGGACCCUCUAUAUGGGAUCAUUUCAUCCAUACACACCUUAAAAAUGUCAACAGCACUAAUAGUUCCACUGACAGUUACAUUUUUCUGGAAAAAGACUUAUCGGCCCUGGAUUUCAUAGGAGUUUCUUUUUAUCAAUUUUCAAUUUCCUGGCCAAGGCUUUUCCCUGAUGGAAUAGCAGCAGUUGCCAAUGCAAAAGGCCUCCGGUACUACAAUACUCUCCUCGACGCUCUAGUACUUCGGAACAUUGAACCUGUAGUUACUUUAUACCACUGGGAUUUGCCUUUGGCACUACAAGAAAAAUAUGGGGGGUGGACAAAUGAAACCAUUAUAGAUCUCUUCAGUGACUAUGCCACAUACUGUUUCCAGACGUUUGGGGACCGUGUCAAAUAUUGGAUUACAAUUCACAAUCCAUAUCUAGUUGCUUGGCAUGGGUAUGGGACAGGUUUGCAUGCCCCUGGAGAGAAGGGAAAUUUAGCAGCUGUCUACACUGUGGGACACAACCUAAUCAAGGCUCAUUCAAAAGUUUGGCAUAACUACAACAUAAAUUUCCGUCCACAUCAGAAAGGUUGGUUAUCAAUUACAUUGGGAUCCCAUUGGAUUGAACCAAACAGAUCAGAAAAUGCUAUGGAUAUUCUCAAGUGCCAACAAUCUAUGGUUUCUGUGCUUGGGUGGUUCGCCAACCCCAUCCACGGGGAUGGCGACUACCCAGAGGUGAUGAAAAAGAAGUUGCUCUCUAUUCUACCCCUUUUCUCCAAAGCAGAGAAGAAUGAGGUGAGGGGCACAGCUGACUUCUUUGCCUUUUCCUUUGGACCCAACAAUUUCAAGCCCCAGAAUACCAUGGCUAAAAUGGGACAAAAUGUGUCACUCAAUUUAAGAGAAGUGCUGAACUGGAUUAAACUGGAAUAUGGCAACCCCCGAAUCUUGAUUGCUGAGAAUGGCUGGUUCACAGACAGUCAUGUGCAAACAGAAGAUACCACAGCCAUCUAUAUGAUGAAGAAUUUCCUCAACCAGAUUCUUCAAGCAAUAAAGUUUGAUGAAAUACGAGUGUUUGGUUACACUGCCUGGUCUCUCCUGGAUGGCUUUGAGUGGCAAGAUGCUUAUACCACCCGCCGAGGAUUAUUUUAUGUGGAUUUUAAUAGUAAACAAAAAGAAAGAAAGCCGAAGUCUUCGGCACAUUACUAUAAACAGAUCAUACGAGAAAAUGGUUUUACUUUAAAAGAGUCCUCACCAGAUAUGCCGGGUCAGUUUCCCUGUGACUUCUCCUGGGGUGUCACUGAAUCUGUCCUUAAGCCCAGGUCGGUGGCUUCCUCCCCACAGUUCAGUGACCCUCACCUCUACGUGUGGAAUGAGACAGGCAACAGACUGUUGCACCGAGUGGAAGGAGUGAGGCUGAAAACACGGCCAGCUCAAUGCACAGAUUUUAUCAGCAUCAAAAGACAACUCGAGAUGUUGGCAAGAAUGAAAGUCACCCACUACAGGUUUGCUCUGGACUGGCCCUCAGUCCUUCCCACUGGCAAUCUGACCACGGUUAACCGCCAGGCUCUGAGGUACUACAGGUGUGUGGUCAGCGAGGGGCUGAAGCUCAACAUUUCCCCAAUGGUCACAUUGUACUAUCCGACCCAUGCCCACCUAGGCCUCCCGACGCCCCUGAUGCACAGCGGGGGAUGGCUGAACCCAUCCACGUCCAAGGCCUUCCGGGACUAUGCUGGACUGUGCUUCCAGCAGCUGGGGGACCUGGUGAAGCUCUGGAUCACCAUUAACGAGCCCAACCGGCUAAGUGACAUUUACAACCGCACUAGUACCGACACCUACAGGGCUGCCCACAACCUGCUGAUCGCCCACGCCCUAGCCUGGCGCCUCUACGACCGGCAGUACCGGCCCGCGCAGCACGGGGCCGUGUCCCUGUCACUGCACUCGGAUUGGGCGGAGCCCGCCAACCCCUACGCCGACUCGCACUGGGAGGCGGCCGAGCGCUUCCUCCAGUUCGAGAUCGCCUGGUUUGCAGAACCCCUCUUCAGGACCGGGGACUACCCGCUGGCCAUGAGGGAGUACAUUGCCUUCAAGAACAGGCAAGGGCUCUCACGCUCCAUGCUGCCUCAGCUCACAGACGAGGAGAGGAGGCUGGUCAAGGGCGCUGCCGACUUCUACGCCCUGAACCACUUCACCACCAGGUUCGUGAUGCACGCGCGCCAGAACGGCAGCCGCUACGAGGCGGACAGGGACGUCCAGUUUCUGCAGGACAUCACCUGCCUGAGCUCCCCCACCCGCCUGGCCGUCCUGCCCUGGGGAGAGCGGAAGAUGCUGCGGUGGAUCCAGGAGAACUAUGGAGACCUGGAUGUGUAUAUCACGGCCAACGGCAUCGACGACCCAUCCCUGGAAAAUGAUGAACUCCGAACAUACUACUUAGGGAAAUACAUUCAAGAGGCUUUGAAAGCAUACCUGAUUGAUAAAGUCAAAAUCAAAGGCUAUUAUGCAUUCAAACUGACUGAAGAGAAAUCUAAACCCAGAUUUGGAUUCUUCACAUCUGAUUUCAAAGCAAAAUCCUCAAUUCAGUUUUACAACAAACUGAUCAGCAACAGUGGCUUCCCUUCUGAGAACAGCAGUCCUAGAUGCAGUCAGACUCAAAGAAACACAGAAUGCAUUGUCUGCUUAUUUCUCAUGCAGAAGAAACCGCUGAUAUUCUUUGCUUGUUGCUUCUUCUCCACCCUGGUUCUACUUUUAUCAAUUACCAUUUUCCAUAAGCAAAAGAGAAGAAAAGUUUGGAGAGCAAAGAACUUACAACACAUACCAUUAAAGAAAGGCCACAAAAGAGUUCUUAGCUAAACUGAUCCCAAUUCUGUCUGCAUGAAAUUCUAAAAAUUCACUCCAGGUCCAUAUACUGGUAACUUCCAGAAGACGUAACGACAUUGCAGGAAGAAGGCAAUUUGAGUAUCAGUGGUAAUUCACGGUGCCAGUAAUCAAAGUCAGUGCUGUGUAGUUCAAAUGAGGUUUUCCUUAGAUGAUGACAUCUGAAUUCACUUCUUGGAUCUGAAGAUAAAGGCUUUGCCUAGAUACAGUAAGCUACGAGGACUGAUACAUUACUUCACAAAGUGUGGUGAACUGUUUACCGUUAUUGUCUAGCUUUCUUCCAUAAAUACCAACAGCUACUUAUAAGUUUUGAUAAAAUGCAGCUUUGUUUUUGUUAAGACUCCACAGCAGACAUUUAAAACUCUUUAACAGUGGAUAGUCAGUGAUAUAUUGUCACUUCUAUAAGGUGCUUUUCUCCUUAAGUCAGGGUGGUUUCCAAAUGUAAAGAAUACAAUAGAUUAAGUAGUGCAGUUCAUCAAUCCCUUAAGUUUUUCUCAAUAGAAAUAAAAACUAUCAAGCAUUCAUCAACAUCUGGUUUUGUGAGGUCUCUCCCUUUGUCAGAUCUGAUUUUUAAAUAAGGUAUAACUCUAACAUGUAACUUCCACAACUCAUCCAUGGGAAGAUCACAAAACUAAACCUGAGAACAAGACCCACCUGCAUGUGGAGAGAUGUCACUUAGCCUCAGUACAGCAACUUAUUUAGACAGAUAAGUCUUCCUCACUCGUUUUUCAGGAGGUGAUGAGAUCUAGCAUACCUAUGAACACUAACACUCUAAGAUGUAACUUUUAUUACCGAGUCACCAAAGGACCAUAUUCCCUAAAACCUCUCUCCCCAAGGAGCUUCACAGUUGAUGCCGUAUGCAUAGAGACCUCCCAGAGGUAUACAAUACAGCCGUAUCUUAACCAAGCAACUCACUUAAGAUUUGUUUAUAGUGUAUUCUAAACCCUGGAGGAAAAAACUAAAGUAUACAUUUUACCCAUUAUACCCAUUCUCUCUUUAGGUUAGUCAACAAUUAAAUAACCACCCAUUACACAAGUAACUAGUCACUGUCCACCCUCUUCAGGAAUUUACUUUCUUAAGAGUCAAAAGAAAGCUCUUUUGCUCACAAAGCCUUGGUAGAAAACUACCCUAAAUUAAGGCAAUUGUUUUCCAGGUCCACCUACAUCAGAACCCAAAUUUGUACAUAACUGAUAUUGUAACUGAUCAUGAAAUAAUAGCAAGUCUCAAAGAUACUGUGCAUUUAACAGUUGAUUCAAGUAAAUGCAAAAGUGAUGAGCAAUCAAUUUGCUAUUGGGCUGACCCAGUUUAAAUAGUAAAAUUUAGCUUGUUUUUCUCAGUCUAAUCUCCUUGCCCCCAUUGCACUCACUCUCCCAACCUUGGCAGUUUUUAGUUUAUGUUUUAAAAUAUAUCUUCAAGGAAUUUUUGAUAUUUUCUCUUUGAGAACCAAGUGGGCCUGAGGCUAUACACAAUUACAACUGGUUGACUGUUUUAAGUUUAUUAACGAGGCAAAAAGACCAUCAUUUACAAGAAUCACUUGGCUGGGUUUUUUCCCUUUGUGCCACAUGGACUCACUCUUAAGCCCAGAGCUCCAGUGAGUGAGUAUUCUCAAAGCAAUUACCAGCUGAGCAACUCACCAUCAACUUUUUAACUUCUAACAUCCAAGGUUUUGAAAAAGAAAUGCAUAUUCAGCAACAGGAUUAACAAAGAUUUGGAAUUAGAUUUAGGUUUUUUUCUGGUCUCUAAAUACUAUGUGCUCUUUGACUAAAGUAUCUAGUAUUCAUGGCUUACAAGUCCAUUCGUUCUCACUACUUUUUUCUCUUCAUGUUUAUAGCUUAAGCUUAAAACCUAAGUCCUUUUUUUAGCUUGUUGCCUGGCCAUAAACUCCUCCAAAUAGUGGAGUCCCUAAAUCCAGUGUUUACAGUACCCCCUUUCUGCCACCUAGGAAUUAUUUUACUAGUUUUUAAGCCAUCUUGAUACAAGAAUAUUUAGGUAUUUAAUAUGGUUCAUGAUUAUACCAUUAAGGUUUAUUUAAACUCAUUUAUAAGUCAUAAAGGGUCCAUUAGAAACUGUUGAUAGCUUUUGAUAAGAUCUUCAGAAUUUAAGCUUUUUGAGACUUGUUGGAAAAAUCACCUUAAAAUAUUAAUGUUAGAUUUUUUUAUAUUCAGUAUAACCCUUUCACUAACAAGUCUUUGAUGUAGAUGGAAAAUACCCCAACUAUGUUAAAGAGCCUCUUAAAAAUGAUGUCUGUACAUUGUGACUAAAUGUUUAAUUCUCAAUGUAACUUAUUCCAAAUAAACUGGUUUAUUAUAUUUAAUCAAUAACCUAGUCAAUUUUAAGAACUGUGGAAUGUGAAUGGAUCUGGUGUUGCCCCUGGAUUCUGUCCCAACAAUGCCUCCCCCCAUCUUCCCAAGCUGUGCCUCCUGGAUAACUUUCUUCUCAUUGUGGACAUCUACACCUCAAGUUGGUAAAGUAACACACAAAUGCUUAUCCAUACACACAGAAGACAUGAAAGUCCUCCUUGGGCUGACUAGUUUUUACCACACCCAACUUACUAAAUGGCAAUCAUUCCUUAGAUAAACCAGCCUCCAACAGUUGUCCUGUGAAGGUCUCACCCAACAUACCAAUCCACUUCACUUGGAGAAAUUAUAUUU